Diabrotica balteata is the source of this 2136-nucleotide messenger RNA. Lineage: Eukaryota; Metazoa; Arthropoda; Insecta; Coleoptera; Chrysomelidae. The record is from the annotation of a GenBank genome assembly.
AUGGAACAUGGCACUUGCAACUCAUUUAACUUAAAAAAACCAAAUGAGGCAUAUUGGCACUUACAACGGUUUCCACAACAGAAUUCAUUCGAAAUUAUUAAAACAAUACCCGCGCAUACCUGUAAUAAAGAACAAAAUAUGGGUAGAUCUGAUGAAAAUACAUUAAACUAUGAAAUUCAUGUUAAGCAGCUGGAAGAUAAAAGUUAUUUAAACAAACAUAUGAAAAUUCAUACUGGAAAUAAACUUUAUGUGUGUGAAAUUUGUUUGAAGACGUUUUCUGAUGCAUUUAAUUUGAAAAGACAUUUGAGAGUGCACACAGGUGAAAAACCUUUUAAAUGUGAAAUUUGUUAUAAAGGGUUUGGUAUGGCACAUCAUUUGAAACAACAUAUUAGCACAAACACUGGAGAAAAAUGUUAUGAGUGUCAAACUUGUUUUAAGCAGUUUACUACAGCAUAUUAUUUGAAACAACACAUAAAAACCCACACUGGAGAAAAACUUUACAAGCGUGAAAUUUGUUAUAAACACUUUGGUCUAGUACAUCAUUUGAAACAACAUGUAACAACACACUCUGAAGAAAAACCUCACAACUGUGAAAUUUGUCUUAGGCAGUUUACUGUAGCUCGUUAUUUGAAACAACAUAUAAAAACCCACACUGGAGAAAAAAUUUACAAGUGUGAAAUUUGCUUUAAGCGAUAUACUGCAGCCACUAGUUUGAAACAACAUAUGAGAUCGCAUACUGGAGAAAAACCCUACAAGUGUGACAUUUGUUUGAAUCAGUUUUCUCAUGCAGGUGGCUUGAAAUACUAUAUGAGCUCACAUAGUGGAGAAAAACCUUACAAGUGCCAAAUUUGUUAUAAGGAGUUUGUUUUAGCACAUGAUUUGAAAGAACAUAUGAGAACACACACUGGAGAAAAACCUUACAAGUGUGAAAUUUGUUUGAAUCAGUUUUCUCAGGGAGGAUUUCCUCAAGAGAAGGACACUUCUGAAAAUAUCAAAACAAUAGACAUACAUUCAUGUAAUAAAGAGCAACCUGCUAAUCCACUUGCUAAGGAAAAAACAUUUAUAUGUGAAAUUUGUGUUAAGCAGUUUGUUAAAAAAAAGAGCUUAAAUCGACAUAUGAAAAUUCAUGCUGUUGGUAAACCUUAUAAGUGCGAAAUUUGUCUUAAGCAUUUUUCUCGAGCAAUUAAUUUGAAACAACAUUUGAGAAUACACACUGGAGAACAACCUUAUAAGUGUGAAAUUUGUCUUAAGCAGUUUACUCAUAAAAGUUCUUUAACAAAUCAUAUGUAUGUACACACUGGAGAAAUGCCUUAUAAAUGUGAAAUUUGUUUUAAACAAUUCCCCCGGGCAAAUAAUUUGAAAAUACAUUUGAGAGUGCACAGUGGAGAAACACCUUACGAGUGUGAAAUUUGUUUUAAGCCGUUUAGUCUGGCAUGCAGUUUAAAAAAACAUAUGAGGUCGCACACUGGGGAAAAACCUUACAAGUGUGAAAUUUGUUUUAAACAGUUUUCUCUGCAAUGCAGUUUGAAAUACCAUAUAAGAUUGCACACUGGAGAUUCACCUUACGAGUGUGAAAUUUGUUUUAAGCAGUUUACUCGGGGAAGCAAUUUGAAUCACCAUAUAAGAUUGCACACUGGAGAUAAACCUUACGAGUGUGAAAUUUGUUUUAAGCAGUAUAGAGACGCUAGUGCUUUGAAAUCACAUUUGAGAUGGCACACCGGAGAAAAACCCUACAAGUGUGAAAUUUGUCUUAAGUGUUCUACUACAAAAAGUGAUUUGCGAAAACAUUUGAGAACGAGACAAGAACAAACAUAUAGCGAAAAUUUGCAGAGACAGAUUCAACAACACGACGACGCAAAUAACACCAGAGAACUGUUCAAUAAAGUUAAACUACUCACACGUAAAUUGAAGCAGAAAUCUUUGUCUAUCAAAGAUUAUAAAGGCCUUAGACAAGGAAAGAGAGAGGACGCGUCACAAGCGACGGAAAGAGCGUGUACGGAGCCUGGUCUCACGCCCACAAGGCAAGAGGCUUCUUCCCGUUACCGACAAUUGGUCGAAAUUUUGACACCUAUAAAAAUAGAACUGCAGUACCUGGAGGAUCCCAAGCUACUGGGGACUGAGGACAAAUGCUACUGA